This is a messenger RNA of Seminavis robusta, 1246 nucleotides long. Lineage: Eukaryota; Bacillariophyta; Bacillariophyceae; Naviculales; Naviculaceae. The record is from the annotation of a GenBank genome assembly.
AAACCAAAACAAAACAAACUAAUCAACCAUGAUGCUCAUCAGCAAUAAAAACAAGUUCCUCACCUUUUGGGCCUUGGUUGCUACUAGCACUACUAACACCAUCGUCCAAGGCUGCAGCUUGUCAGCCGAUUUGGGCAGCCACAGUGAAAGCGACUAUGAUACCUGGAAAAUGCAAUCGUUUCGUGCCGCAGCCGGUUCCACCAUUACCUGUGAACUAACAUGUACGAGCGGGGGAUCAGCCUCCAUGAAGUUCCCCCGAUAUUCCGCAACGAAAUCGGGCAACGAUUGCAACAUGGUCUUGACUCAUCAACUUUCCAAGGAUGAGCAAAUGGCCAUGUUGCACGUACACAUCGAAGCUGACGCACCUCAAGACUUGUAUCUUGAUUGCUACUGCGAUCAAGAAGCCAUUCAGACACCUGCUCCCACCGAGGCACCAAAGACACCGGCGCCCACCGAGGCGCCCACUGAUGCGCCCACAGCCGCUCCCACCGAGGAGGCCACCGAGGAGGCCACCGAUGAGCCCACACACGCUCCUACCACGACACCGGCGCCCACGACUAAUUCCAACGGGGUGCGGGGCGGCAGCGGCGGCAGCGGUGGUGGUAACAGCAAUAGUAACUUUGGUCCUCCGCCUGCAUAUGCAGCACCUGCCGGCAAUUGCUUCUCCAAGUCUGCUCUGGUCCAAGUGGCAAACAAGGGUGACAUUGCCAUGAAGGAUCUACAAGUGGGAGACAGAGUUUUGACAACCAGUGGAACCUACCAACCCAUCUAUAGCUUUGGGCAUUACCAAACUGAUCAAAAGGCCACCUUUUUGCAGAUUCACACUUCGACCAACAGCAGCAGCAAGCCAUUGGAAAUGACAGGGAACCACUUGAUCUUUCUUGCCAAUGGAGAAACGACCCUUUCCCACUGGUGGUUGGCUCCCCAUCGAAUGAUUUGCAUGAAUGUGCUGUUGGCCAAUAGCAAGAUGUGUCACGGCAAGAACAAGGACGGUAUCUUGCACUACCUGAUAGCCGGCCAGGAGAUGGCUCAAGCGGCAAACCAAUACGGAUCUUUGGUGCAGGUAUUUGUGUUGGGAAUUCCCCUGUUUCUCUUCUUUGGCUUGUUGAAUCUGCUGGAGCAUGUUUGCAUGGGCCCUGCAUUGGCCCCACUUGUCAUGUUGGUGGGUUUCCUACUAUCAGCUGUUGGUGUUUGGCUCCAGAACGAUGAAAAUGACAGUCAGAACACGAAGAAGAAGGUAGUCUAA